CCCAGUUAGUGUUGUAACAGCCCCUAACAGACUUCGACUCGUUCCUAUUUCUUCCCGCACGCCGCUGCCAAGAGACGCCGCUGUCUGCGCCACCUCCCCGCGGUCGUCCACGACCGGGCGCCACGAAUCGGAGUCCUCCGAUCUACAGAGCCACCCGACUUCCUGCCACCCUUCCGCCUAACGAAGCCACCGACCUGGUCGCCUUCGUAUACCAGCAACACCGCUCACUUCGUCGCCACAGUUUAUUCCUUCCCUGCAAGCACCGGCAACCAGCACAGACGGGCUGCCGCCUCCUUCAACCUCCCGCGAUACAUCAACACGGACACCUGGCAGCCGAUCAACGACGCCCGGCACACCUCCCGGACGUUAAUCGCCUCCCUGGAGACACUGGAUCGACAAACCUUAACAACAUAAUAUAAUAGACUCGCAUUACCCUGAUGGCACAGGAAACUGGACAUUCCCUAGCUGAACUGAGAUUUAUGGAGCUUGCCCUUGAGCAGGCUAGGCUUGCACUGGAAAAGCUAGAAGUUCCAGUUGGGUGUGUUGUAGUGAAGGAUGGAGAAGUUAUCUCUUCAGGUAGCAACCAUACCUCUGCAACAAGGAAUGCUACUAGACAUGCAGAAAUGGAAGCUAUCGAUACUUUGCUUGAAGAGUGGCAAAAGAUUGGUUUUAAUCAAUUGGAAGUUGCAAAUAGAUUGUCGGAAUGCGAUCUUUAUGUUACCUGUGAACCAUGCAUCAUGUGUGCAACAGCCUUGUCCAUUCUUGGCAUAAGGAAAGUAUUUUAUGGCUGUGCUAAUGACAAGUUCGGAGGCUGUGGAUCUAUUUUAUCCCUUCAUGAGAUCACUAAGAAAUUGCCAAGAGGUGCUUUACCGGCCAAGGGCUUUGAAUGUAAAGGAGGAGUUAUGGCAGAUGAGGCUGUUGCUCUUUUUAGAUGUUUCUAUGAACAAGGAAAUCCAAAUGCUCCAAAACCUCAUCGACCAGUUCGCAUCUGUCCAUCCACUGGAUAAAUUUCUUUUUCAUCUCAUCAAAAUUAAUUCAACUCCAUCUAUACGGUUGGUGGUUUGUUGAGGCAACAGACACUCCUUUAUAUUAUUUGGUAUCCACCUUUA
Zingiber officinale is the source of this 1109-nucleotide messenger RNA. RefSeq names its product tRNA-specific adenosine deaminase TAD2-like. Gene Ontology annotation, molecular function: tRNA-specific adenosine-34 deaminase activity; zinc ion binding. The coding region runs from base 438 to 1007 and encodes 189 amino acids. The record is from RefSeq and is a predicted model, not a curated record. NCBI's taxonomy places the organism in Eukaryota, Viridiplantae, Streptophyta, Magnoliopsida, Zingiberales, Zingiberaceae. The transcript is spliced from 8 exons. Gene Ontology annotation, biological process: tRNA wobble adenosine to inosine editing.